CCACAUUGAGCCUCUUUAGUCAACCGCUCGGGUGACGUCCCACUCGGAUUCUGUUCCAGAUCCAUCCGUGAUGCAGAAGAAAACCAAAACAACAACCAGUCGACUAGACGAUGCCAUCCUCAUGGGUGGCGUCCAAAACAAAAGCAAGGAAACCGUGGAAACCGUGGAAACCAACCCUGGCCACGCGAUCGAACGCGGCUCGGGGUCGAAAUCCAGACCGCGCCGCGGUGAGAGUUCAUCGUGGGACAGCCAGUCCAAGAGUAGCCUAUUGAAGGAGUGCAACAGCUACAACACUCACAACACUCUGUCCAUCUCAAUCUUACCGUGCCCUUCCCUGCGGACCGAGCGUGCAGAAGGUCCCGACCAGGUUCCGGCCUCCGCAGCGAGAUGGUUCUCUCAUGGUCGGGGCUCCAAUCGCUUCCCGCCAUCCCGGUGCAGCAAUCACACCUAACCCAACCAACCUUGUAUAGCCUCUGCCCAGGUACGAAUAUCUAUGGCAGGUAGAGAGGUAGAGGCUGGUGUGGUUUGAAAGGGGCCGGACAACUUCCUGGCACAUAAUCAACCCCCAUUACCAGCCGCUCUCACUCCCUAUUAUUCCCUCUCAUUCGUUCUCAGUCUGCACCACGCACGUGGCCCGAUCGUCAGCUAUGGUGAACUUCUCGCUAGGCGUCGAAGCCGUCUCCGCCACCGUCGUGUGACUAGCGGGAUCUUCGUUGGUCUAACGGCUUCCACUUCGGGGCUAAACCAACACCGCUCGGCACUCCUUGACUCUCUCGUACCAAAGGGCCGUGUGUUUAGCCUCAUCCUUUCGCAGACAGGGACUGCUGCACUGUUGGCCGGCAUGUAUUUCGUUCUGCGCGGCGUGUGAUGCCAAAAUAAUGGACUUCCCCCAUCGGACUCUUUGGCUCCCUGCCCUACCUGCAGUAGCCGUGUGUCUCUCCCUCGCCGUCCAAUCACGCAUUGCCAGUCGUAGGGCCGCUCGACCUUGCUAUUGCUGCACAGUUCUCGAAAUAUACUCGUCGUCACCAUUGUCACAAUAGUGAAACGCCUCCUUCUGCAAGCCCCGAGCGUACACCACCACAACACGCCCCAAGAGCGGCAGCACAGAGACGCCAAAGGGCGCCCGAGUCCGUCCUGGACACACCCAGCCUUUGGACCAGCCUCUAAGGAUGAGGGGCGCCCGCCUCCGGUGUUUGUAUCGGCACGGCGUUGAUGAUAAUAAGAUAAGAGUUGUGUCGCAGCUGUCCCCUCCUUCGAGAUGAACUCCUGUCCUGUUUCCCGUCGUUCUAGAGUUGUCGACAGGUCCCCCAAAACCCAACACCCCUGCCUGCCUCUCCCUUGCGCUCUCAGUAGCCAUCAUGCAGAGGUUGUGUGGUAUGCGCCCUGAAGGGCUGACUACCCACUCAAGGUUCAGCCCUCUGCCGUCGACGUGCUUCUUCGACUCGAUCAUCAUUCCCUUGCCGGCAUGGAUCCGCAUCGUCGUCACCUUUGCCUUCUUCCACUUUGUCGUGCCUGUCCUCAUCGUCGAUAAGAUCAAGCGAUAUAACGUGAAGAAGGAAUGGCAAAGGCACGCCCAGCUUUCAUUUUAUUACUUCUCCAUUCUCGUCGUCUUCCUCAUGCAGAUCCUCGAGAUCGCCCGGCUCGCUGAGCUCCGCUUUGCCAUCGGUCUGCUCCCGUUCGUCUUCGCAGGCUGCGGCUUGUGCGCUGUCAUGCAGGCCACACGCGGUGCCAAGGGCCGGGUCCGCAACUGGCAGCCGGCCAACGUGAUUUUCUGGAUCAUGAGCGUCGCCGUCACCAUCAUCAAGAUCCUCACGAUCCAACGGUCUAGCAUGCGCAGCCCAGAGUUCAGGCGGAUGGGCUCCGACUACCCGACGACUCACCAGGUGCAGGACCUGGCGGUUAUCGCUGGUUUCUAUUUUCUCCUCCUUGUCAAUGAGCUCGCGCUCAUGUUCCAGCGGACCUGGGACGAAACGGUUGACGGCGAGCACAUCAAGAAGCUGCGUCUCACCAGGUCCAUCAGCGAUCAAGCCCGCUAUGAUCUCACCCGCGCCAUCGAGGAGGGCUACUACCCGUCUGGCGUUACGUAUCUCACGCUCAGACUCGAGGGCGAGUCGGCCAGUGAAAAGGCUGUCAGCAAGGACGACAUACUUAAGAAGACGGCCAGCAUGGACGCCUCCAUCGCCGGGUCCUCGUCGAGCGAGAAGACGGCCGGCAAGAGGGCCAUGGACGAUGACACAAUCGAGCCCGUGCCAAUGAUCCCGCCCAGCUUUCAGCGCAACAGCGAACGCUGGUCCUCGGCCAUGACGCUCAAAGACGCCGGCGGCGAUGACAACAUGAACGAAAAAGUCGGCGGCAAGGGUACCAAGAAACGCGGCAGUGAGAGGUGGUCGUCGGCGAUGACAAUCAAGGAGCCUAUGCCGCGUGAGGGCCACGACAAGCGCAUCUCGAGCUUCGCCUCUCCCAUGGUCGCCGAUAUCGACGAGAUCACGCCCCUGGAGUCCUCGUCGACUUCAUCAUCCCGCUACGACGACGAGCAUGCCGCCCAGAAGGCUAUACUCCUCGACAGCCCAUUUCCCCUGAAGGAGCUCCCCGAGAGGCGAUCCUUCUUGCUGAAGCCUUCGCGACCCAACACGGAGCGCUGGUCUAACGCCAUGACACUCCGGGGCGACCCAUCGUCUAGCCAGGACCCUUAUCCCAAGGACCACUCUUCUCCCAAGGAACACACUUCCCCCAGCGCACCGCCAGCCCCUGCGACAGCGCCGUCGACGCCCGAGCGUAGGGUCUCAAGCGGCGAGAGAAACAUGAUGAGGCGAUACUCUGACGCGUCGACGAGGUCCAUCAGGCGGUUCUCGGCGCGCAGCGACCUCCGCGAGGCGGCGGCGACGGCUGCGGCGUUUGUGGACAAUGACGAGUCUCUCCCGUCGCCGACGGAAAUGCAUCCGCUGCAGCCGCAGCAGCACAACAACCAAACGCCGUGAGAUGAGCGUCCUCGUACGGAUACGACCGGGGCAACCCAGUACAAUGUCUCUCGACUAGCGUAUAAUGUUCCAGAAGUACCAAAGCCAAACGAUGUCCGAUAGGGGAGGAUUCGGCGUGGGGGCGUUCUGUCAUUUUGUUUCCCAGCCCUGUGCAACGGAAACCUAUGUACUUGCGUCAUUUCACACCCGUGGUCGGUUCAAGACCAGAGUUUUAAUGAGACGGAAAUGUCUCGGGCAAUUUAGUUUACUUUCUUUCCUUUCUCGCAACAUAGAUCGUACGGGACUCAUUCGGAAGGAUGAAAUGAAAUCAAGGGGAGCUGUUCUUGGC
Molecule: messenger RNA, 3306 nt
Organism: Colletotrichum destructivum
Lineage: Eukaryota; Fungi; Ascomycota; Sordariomycetes; Glomerellales; Glomerellaceae
Exons: 3
Coding region: 1359-2978 (539 amino acids)
Source: RefSeq, a predicted model, not a curated record